Caenorhabditis briggsae is the source of this 258-nucleotide messenger RNA. Bases 1 to 258 code for a protein of 85 amino acids. Lineage: Eukaryota; Metazoa; Nematoda; Chromadorea; Rhabditida; Rhabditidae. The record is from RefSeq and is a predicted model, not a curated record. The transcript is spliced from 2 exons.
AUGAAGAAAAGGGAACAUUUCUUCUUCUUCGGAGACACUGAAGACGUGGAGACUGAAGAAGAAGACGUCGCCUCCACUGUUAUCUUGGCAAUGAAACAAAUCAUCAUAGUGUGUGUAAAGGAGGAGGAUUACUGUAGAAGUGUCACCACAUGUUUUGCUAUUCUUUUAUGGCGGCUAGGAGAAAAGACCAUGAAUCUAACAGUACCGGAAAAUCAGAAAAAAGAAUACCGACUUUUGGUCCAACAAGCAUUGCUAUAG